AUGUACUCAGCUCAGUAUGGCUUUAACGGCGCCCCACCGCAGGGCGCGCAAUUGCAGCCUUCACCAAACCAGGGACAGCAGCAACAACAACAACAGCAGCAGCAACAGCAGAUGAUGUAUAACGCGCAACAGCAGCAGCAGCAACAACAGCAACAACAAUUCCCCAUACAACAAGGUCAGGGCGGCCCGUUUCCUGGAGGUCACAAUAACCCGGCCAUGAUGGGAGGUGCUGGUCCUGCAGGAAUGAUGCAGAAUGCCGCCAUGCCGCACAUUGGUGCCAAUGGUCAGAGUAAGCCCCCCUUUUAUGCCUUUCCUACGUAUGACGUCCAGCCACCCGUCAGUCUGGCAAACUUUCCUUCUCUGCCCGUUUCCUUGUCGUCCUUGUCCUACCCGACAGAGACCUUCGCGCGUGGUGACCUAAGAGCCAUGGCUCGGCAGUUGCCGCAACGCCUCUCGACAUCCGAAGCCCAUUCCGUGUCACUCCCACACUCAUACACUGCCAACCUACCAUUCACUCUUCAUGUCACCACGGAGACUGACGCCAGUAACGCGACAGUGGCUUACCAGGCCCCCUUUACGUCCUCGCCGUACGGGGCUGGAAUACCUUCUUCAGCGGCCCCUCAGCCGCAGCUUCCAGCCAACUUUAUGAUGGGCGGGCCGAUGAACCAGUAUCAGCUGAAUGCUGGUCUUCAGCAACAGCAACAGCAACAGCAACAACAGCAACCUAUGAUGCAGCGUAUGCAUCCAAACCGCCCGAAUGCAGGCGGGAUGCCCACCUCAACUCCUCAGCGUCCUUUCAACCCGUCGCAAAACACACCGGCUACUUCAAUGGCUUCCCAGCCAACUCAAUAUGGUACUCCUCAGCAGAUACAGAGCAACUCACGGAGUCAGACGCCCACGAAUCCACCACAGGGACAGCAGGGACAACCGCCAUCUCAACAAUCGAGUCAGCCAUCCCAGCCUCUCCCACCACAGCAACAACAACAACAAGUCCAAACCCAAGUCCAGCCUCAGGCUCAAGUUCAAUCUCAAACUCCACAGCCACCAUCCCAGCAGUUACAACAGCCCCAGCAGCCGCCAACACCACAGCAACAACAGCAGCAGCAACAGCAGCCGUCCCAAGCACAGCAGCAGCAGCAGCCACCCCAAGGUCAACCGCAGCAGCAGCAGUCUGGCUCAGCAGCCAUGACGCCUCAAACGCCAACCUUUCCCGCUAAUGGACAGGGUCAACAAGUAAAUGGUACUUCGAGGUUGUCAACGCCUCAAAGUCCCGGUGGAGACCCGCAGGACAAAGAGCGGGUCAAGAUUCUUUUCGACAUCAAUACGGAACUGCUCUACGAAUCCAUGCAGCUGUCCAACGCCCAGCUCGAAUUGAAGAAGGAAGCACAAUCGGCUCCGGAAGCUGGAGUAGAUUAUGCUGAGCAGGAACGGUUGGUGAAGGAAGACUACAACCACUGCAUGAAGAGGCUUCAAGUAAACUUCCAGUAUCAAUCAUCCAUCCAAAGAAACCCAGCUACUGCCGUUUUCCCGGCUCCUUUCUUGACAGCCCCACCACUUAGUACGACCCUGAAGCUUAAAUUACCCCCGGCUUCUCCAGACGAUGUACUAGAACGACCGCUGGAUCCAAGCGCCGAUCGCCUUCAGAGAAUUGAGGGACUCAAGCAACUCUAUGCUAAGCUUCAGGCACUCUUUCCUGGUGUCGACCCUAAAAGAGAGCAACCAGGUUCUCAAGCGUCACCAGCUAUGAGGCCGGGUUUCAAUCCUGCUGCUCCUGGCGCGAUCCCCAACGGGCAACUUAAUGCGUAUGCUCGAGCGCAAGCACAGGCUCAAGCCCAAACACAAGCUCAUGGCCCAGGCCAAGCUACAGGAUUUGGCUCGAACCACAGCAGCCCUGCUCCAGGUCCAACGGCUUACAGGACACCUCAGAUGGCCAACAGCCCAGGCCCUCUUUUGCAAACCCAGCCUGCUGGCCAGUGA
Podospora anserina S mat+ is the source of this 1977-nucleotide messenger RNA. RefSeq lists its product as uncharacterized. The record is from RefSeq and is a predicted model, not a curated record. Bases 1 to 1977 code for a protein of 658 amino acids. The transcript has 2 exons. NCBI's taxonomy places the organism in Eukaryota, Fungi, Ascomycota, Sordariomycetes, Sordariales, Podosporaceae.